Messenger RNA from Aethina tumida (small hive beetle), 1300 nucleotides. RefSeq names its product probable H/ACA ribonucleoprotein complex subunit 1. The coding region runs from base 25 to 1236 and encodes 403 amino acids. The record is from RefSeq and is a predicted model, not a curated record. The transcript is spliced from 2 exons. Lineage: Eukaryota; Metazoa; Arthropoda; Insecta; Coleoptera; Nitidulidae.
UCAAUCAACAACUUUAAACUAAGGAUGAGGGCUUUCCAAGCUUCUGCGAUUUUUUUGCUGGUCUGGUCCUUUGUGAAUGCCGGUCAACCCGUUUAUGGACCGCCAGCGCCUGUGCCAAUAGAAGGCGGACCAGGACCCGCAUUGCCUCCUCCACCAUUGCCUGAACUUCCACCAGCACCGAUUCCUCUCAGUGCAGGCAACGGCAUUGGGCUCGGAAAUGGUGGGUUAACUGGCGCUUCACUAAAGGCAAUCGGUGGUUUUGGAGGUGGACUCGGGUCUGGCGAUCUUAGUGGUGGAUCGGCACUAGGCGGAUUGAGCGGAGGAUUCGCAGCCAGAGGUUUAGGUGGCGGAUUAGGAUUAUCUCUCAAUGGUGGUGCAAUUGGCGGGGGAAUCGCUCCCUAUGGGCUUAGUCUCACCAAAGUACGUGUCAUUACCAAGGAAGUUCAUGUUCCUCAACCCUACCCAGUUCAUAUUACCAAUAAAAUACCAGUUCCAGUUAAAGUUAAAGUUCCAGUAGAAGUACCCACACCGUUCGAGGUAAAAGUCCCAGUUCACGUUCCAGUGCCAGUACAAGUGAAAGUACCAGUUGAAGUACCAAAACCAUAUGCCGUUCACAUUACCAAAUCUGUUCCAAUACCAGUUGAAAAAGUAGUGUACGUUCGUGUUCCACAUGCGGUACAAGUUCCAGUUCCACAACCCUACACGGUUCAAGUCCCAAUUCCAGUUCAAGUUAAAGUACCGCAGCCAGUAAUCGUAAAUGAUCCUCAAAUAGUUAAUCUUGGAGGUAGUCACGCUGGCCUAGGAGAUGUUGGAUCAGGUAUUGGAGGAGGUGCUGGAAUCGGACCCGGGUUUGGAGGUAUUGGAAUCGGAUCUGGUUUGGGUGGUGCUGGAUUCGGACCUGGAUUUGGAGGUGCCGCCGUUGGUGCUGGUUUAGGCUCCGGUUUAGGAGGUGGAAUUGGAGGUGGUUUACCCGAAGUGGUAGAUGCCAGACUUCUGCCAGGUAGUGUAGGAAGUAAUCUGGGGGCUGGACUUGGAAGUCAAACAUCUGGUCUUAGUUUGAGCGGUGGAUUCGAAUCAAGCAAUUUAGGCCAAGGCAGCGUCACUAUUACUAAAUCAGUCGAACGCAAUAUUCAGGAUCCGAGUGGUAACAUCUUGGAGUCGUCCAACGGAGGAUACAACUACAAUGUUCCCAUUUUGGACAAAAAAUUCAUUCGUAGUGUGAAAAACAAAGCUUAAAUCAUUUACAAAUAUUAUUAUAUAUCUAUUAUUGUUAAUUGUUGAAUAUUUUAAAUAAAUUUUU